CUCGACGGCGACCUGAGCCGGCACCUGAAGCCGCACCAGGAGCGGGGCGUGCGCUUCAUGUGGGAGCGGUGCGUCGGGCCGGCGGAGGAGGGCGACGCGCGGGGCUGCGUCCUCGCGGACCACAUGGGCCUCGGGAAGACGCUCCAGCUCAUCUGCGUGCUCAAGAGCUGGCUCGGCGGCGGCCCGCCGCGGCGCACGGCCCUCGUCAUCGCCCCGGCCUUUGUUUUAUCGAACUGGCUCGGCGAGAUCGAGCGCUGGCUGCCCCGGGACCGCGCGCUGCGGCCGCGGACGCUGCCCGCGGCGGGCGGCGCGGCGGCGCGCCUCGCGGCCGUCGCCGCGUGGCAGCGCGAGGGCGGCGCGCUCCUCGUGGGCUACGAGAUGUUCCGCAUGCUCGCGGGGGGCGCCGGCGCCAGGGCCGAGUUCGUCGCCGCGCUCUGCGACCCGGGGCCCGGCCUGCUCGUGCUCGACGAGGCGCACCGACUGAAGGAGCCGCGGAGCCAGCUCUACAAGGCCAUGGGCCGCAUCCGCACGCGGCGGCGGGUGCUGGCCAGCGGCUACCCCGUGCAGAACCGCCUCGACGAGUACUGGGCCCUCGUGACCUUCGCGCGGCCCGCGGCGCUCGGGUCCUACGACCGGUUCCGCGCGUUCUUCGAGCGGCCCAUCGUCGACUACCUCGAGGGCGCGGCGGGCGACGCCGGCGCCGACGGCGACGGCAACCACGACGGCGCGACGGCGCUGCGCCGCGCCUACGUCCUCCAGCGCGAGCUCGAGGACGUCGUGCUCCGGCGAGGCACGGACGAGCUCGGCGACGACCUGCCGCCGCGGACGGACUGGGUCGUCGAGUGCGCGUUGAGCCCCGUGCAGCGGGCGCUCUACGACGCCUUCGAGCAGAGCGCGGGGCUGUUCACGGCCGAGGCGGACGCG
Molecule: messenger RNA, 924 nt
Organism: Aureococcus anophagefferens
Lineage: Eukaryota; Pelagophyceae; Pelagomonadales; Pelagomonadaceae
Exons: 1
Cellular component (GO): nucleus
Molecular function (GO): ATP hydrolysis activity; ATP binding; ATP-dependent chromatin remodeler activity
Source: RefSeq, a predicted model, not a curated record